Messenger RNA from Copidosoma floridanum, 4237 nucleotides. It is a transcript of the gene Sap-r, whose product is annotated as prosaposin. The record is from RefSeq and is a predicted model, not a curated record. Gene Ontology annotation, biological process: sphingolipid metabolic process. NCBI's taxonomy places the organism in Eukaryota, Metazoa, Arthropoda, Insecta, Hymenoptera, Encyrtidae. Gene Ontology annotation, cellular component: lysosome.
CAGUAUACGUAAACAGUGCAUCAGAGAUAGAGAUUUGAGGCGCAUUAUUUUUUCCUUCUCUGCAGUGUCGUCAUUACUCAUCGUUCGACUAACGUAUAAGUACUUUCAGAACAGUUCCAAAUCAAAAAAGCUCGGAAUAGGUAUUAAUUAGUUGCGAGCGAAAGCGUUUUCGCUCCUCCCAGGAUGUCGACGAUAAGAAAAAUACUAACCGUCGCCUUUGUGCUCUGCACCGUCCUGACUGCAACAUCGGCUAGCAUAUUAUAUCCCGUAAAACUAAAAACAGCGCAUCGAGCAUGCUCCAAGGAUUGUAUGGAUGGCCCAUCAUAUUGGUGCCAAAAUAUCACUACUUCAGGAUGUUGCAGUGCAACAUCAUAUUGCAUUCCUCACAAAUGGAUAAGCAUGCAGGUGCCGGAGGACAAUGAUAAUGUUUGUAACAUUUGUAAAAACAUGGUCCAGCAAGCACGCGACCAACUUGAAAGCAAUGAAACUCAAGAGGAUUUGAAGCAUGUUUUUGAAGGCACAUGUGCUUUAAUUCAUAUAAAACCAAUAGUUGAAGAAUGUGAUAAACUGGUCGAUCAGUUUGUUCCGGAUUUGGUCGAGACUUUGGCAUCGCAAAUGAAUCCCUCAGUUGUUUGCUCUGUCGCUGGGCUUUGUAAUUCCGCUCGCAUUGAUAAACUUUUGGAAGAGUACAAAGAUCAACCUGUUGUUAAGAUGACUGAGGGACAAAUAUCUUUGGCUAAUGAUGAGUACCGUCCUGACGAGUGUUCAAAGUGUUACAUAAUUACUCACCACAUGGAAGAUCAACUUAACCAGGCGACAAAAGAUCAAGUUCUUAAUCGAUUCCUGGAAAUAUGUGGAGAACUUAGUUCUUUUUCAGAUUCCUGUUCUGCGAUAAUUUUGAAAUAUUUUGAAACAAUUUACAACCACAUUAAGAGUAAUUUUAAUGCCAACAAUAUUUGUCACCUUUCGGGUCAGUGCUCUGACAGAUUCCACGUUCAUGAAGAUGAAAAUAAACCACUUGCUGUUGAAAUUAGACCGCUAUCCAGUGUUGGAAAGGUUGAUAUUAGCGAUGAUUUGCCUUGUAAGUUCUGUGUACAGCUGGUUGGCCAUUUGAGAGAUCUGUUGGUCGCCAAUACUACCGAGACUGAGUUUCUGCAAGUACUUCGUGGAAUUUGUAAACAGACCGGACGCUUUGCUGAUGAGUGUAAAUCUAUUGUUAACAAUUACUAUCCAGAGAUCUACGAGUUCCUUACCAAAAAUCUGAAUGGAAAUGCCGUCUGCCAAAUGGCUAGCUUAUGUCCAGCACCAGACAAAAAGUUAGGACCGAUAUGGCCUUUAGUUCCUCCAAAACAUGCCCAUUACGCUCUUGAAAUUAUGAAAUCCAAUGAGAUGCAAUUACCUUUGGACAGAAUAAGCAUUCCAGGUUUCCCAGUUAUCGAUGAUACUUAUUGCUCUACUUGUGAAUUUAUAAUACAUCACGUGAAAAAGAACGUCAAAAACAUCCGUGAUAAGAACGAAAUAAGGUCUGUUUUUGUUGGAAUGAAGAGUAUUACUAAAAACGUGCAAAAAAUUAAGGAUCAAGAAAAACAAUUCUUGGACUAUUAUCAAGAAGCAUUGAUUGAAUUGAUCUCCCAAGGAAAAGACUUUUCAGAGGUUUGCUCGUUAGUUGCUGUCUGCCCAACCAAUCAGCAAAUCGAAGCCUGGAAACAAAUUCCUGAUGAAAUGAAAAUAAAAUCAUCGAAAGGUGAAAGUUCUUGUCCUUUAUGCAAGUUGGCUGUUACAAAGAUAUACGAGUAUAUUCAAGACAACAAAACAGAAGAAGAUAUUCAAGCCGCUUUGGAUAAGUUGUGCUUGAAGCUGAUGCCCAAAAAUUUAAAAGAAGAAUGCGUUGAUUUAGUGAAAGUGUACAGUAAAGAGCUCAUUCAAAUGUUGCUUAAAGAUAUGUCAGCCGAAGAAAUAUGCGAAACGUUAAAGCUUUGUAAGCCAUCGAAAACAAUCAAGAGGCAUGAAAUACAUAUUGGUGAUAAGAUCGAUGCUGUACCAAAGAAUGAUUUGGAAGGUAAACAGAAAUGUUUGCUGUGCCAACGAGUGUUGCAUUUUAUUCAAAAAGCUAUCACUGACCCGAAAGCUGAAAACGAGGUGGAACAUAUUGUUAAGAACGUUUGCAAAAAGCUACCAAAAUCAAUCGAAAACGAUUGCAACAAUUUUGUAGCCGACUAUGCUAGUGCAUUGGUAGCAAUCAUCGCUCAAGAAAUCGAUCCCUCUCAAAUUUGUCCGAUGAUUCAUGUGUGUCCAUCCGCUCAGUUACUUGAAUCAUACAAGAAAAUGGAAUCUCAGAAUAUUGCUAACAACUAUGGAGAAAAACCUAACUGUCCCCUUUGUCUGUUAGGAAUCACUCAGUUGGAGAACGUCAUUAAAAACAACAAAACUAAGGAAACCAUAGAAGGUGCGUUGAAAAAUUUGUGCACUCACCUGUCAAAAUCAUUAGUGGAUCAGUGUGAAAACUUUGUUCAUGAAUACAGUGCAUAUAUUAUUGAUGCAAUGAUAGCCGAUUUCACGCCUACGGAAGUCUGUGUUUAUCUCAAAAUUUGUGAAAGCUCUCAAGAUGUUAAACCUUCGAUUACUUUCUUCCCGUUGGACAAGGAUGGCCAAAUAAUGACAAACGAGAUUCCAGACUAUCCAACCUAUCAGCUAAUACCUGCUGAUAUUCACAAUCUCGAAGAAGACACUAGCAUCGCCAAUCUUGAAGAGGACACUGAAUGUGUGAUUUGUAGGAAAGUAAUGGCUUACGUGGAGAAAAAGUUAGCCACCCAUAAAUCAAAAGAAGAAAUCGAACAUAUAUUCCACGAAGUUUGUGAUUAUCUUCCUGGGAUAUCCAUCAAGUGUAACGAAUUUGUAAACGACUAUGGUGAAAUUGUGAUUGAUCUUUUAACUCAAGAAGUUAGUCCACUAGAAAUUUGUAAAAUUGUCGGUUUGUGCAAGUCCGAUACUGCAACCGAGAAUCUGAAAGAAUCUGUGGCUGAAUGUGCUUUAUGCCACUCUAUUGUUACAAAUAUUGAAAAACUUAUGUCAGAUCCAAAAAUAAAAGAUUUAGAUGAGGUUUUGAGUAAAGUUUGUCAAAACGUUCCAGUAGCAGAACAAAAAAAAUGCUCAACAAUGUUGAAAGCGUACGAACAGAAUAUCAUUAAUAUUUUCAUAAAGGAUGGUCCACAUAAAGUCUGUAGCAAAGUGCAUCUGUGCUCAUCAAAUGAUUUUUCACUUGUGUCAAUUAUGAGUAGUAAAAUUAGGCAGGAGAGUGACAGUAUAAAAUUAAGCACCUAAGGAAUAUUUUAAUGGUUAUUAAGUACUUUAAAGCUGGUUAAUAUAAUACAUAAGUACAUCUACUUUGACCACCAUGAAAUCCGUGACUGCAGGUUACCACAAACUUUCAUCUGAAUUUGUUCGUCGUUGUGAAGGAGUUUGAUCAUCAAAACACUAUAGCAGGAUUUUAAUUAUAGUAACUGUAUAUUAUUGAAAAUUUUAAUUUUAUUGUUUAAACUUCUGACACUUUUUAUUACUCAUCAAUAAUUUUUGUAUGCCAUACAAGUGUUUUUUAAUGAUGCGGCGUACUUUUCGUGUUGUAGAUUGCACAUAAAAUUAAAAGAUUUUUCACAAGUUUUUAAAAAAUAAAAAUAAAAUAUCAAUCAUUUCACACAUCUAAAAACUGCAAAUUCAACUAUUAGCCUCCAGUAGCACACACGCACUUUGGGAGAAAGUAUCAUUUUUAUGUUGAAACAACUAUAUGAAACUCGUUUUUUCUGAGGCUUCAUUUACUUUUGAUUUCUAGGUUUUUCAUGUACAGAAAUCAUCACAAAAUUAUUAACUAUACAUCUAAAUUGAAUAUUUAAUUACUUUCAAUGAUCAGCUCCGAUUAUCUUAAAAGCAAUACAAUGGAUAGAUAACUAAUUUCAAUAAAAUAUUGUACUUGUUAAUGAUAAAAAUUAAAGGAAUUCUUUACGAAACUGGUGGUUGACAGAAGAAAUUUUUGCAUACUCUUACAAAAAUAGUGAUGGACUGAAUUAAACAUGGUACUUUAUAUGUUAUUUUAUUUAUCAAUUAUAAAACGAAAUUUUUUAAUUUUUCUAUGCGCAUGAAUCAUAAUCACUUGAUAGUUGUAAGUUAACUGUGAUAAUAAGAUCCUAAAGAGCACUACUUUCGAGUGUUUUUAUCGAAUUACAAUAAAUUUUUCAAUUAAAAA